Lolium perenne is the source of this 1302-nucleotide messenger RNA. RefSeq lists its product as uncharacterized. Lineage: Eukaryota; Viridiplantae; Streptophyta; Magnoliopsida; Poales; Poaceae. The record is from RefSeq and is a predicted model, not a curated record.
AUGGCAUCGAGUCUGCACUUAUGGAUGCAAGAAGACGCCGUCGACGGCUGAAUACUGCAAUUAUGUAUCAAGUUCUGUCACAUUCUGAGAAGCAUCUUGAGAAGAAACCAAGGGUGGAACCAAGGUACACUGGACAACAAUGGGUAUUUGAUAAUUUGGGCAACUCGAAGGAUUGCUAUGCCAUGUUUAGAAUGCAUAGGCCAUGUUUUGAUUCUUUGCAUGACACUUUGGUUGAAAAGUAUGGUCUGGAGGGAUCAACCAACAUGUGUUCCGAGGAGGCACUUGGAAUGUUUUUGUGGACUCUUGGUAGUCCUCAAUCUGUGUCACAAGUUCAGAACAGAUUCAAAAGAAGCAAGGAGACAAUCAAUAGAAAGUUUGCGGAGGUGCUAUACUGUGUGAAUCAGUUAGCGGGAGAUAUCAUCAAGCCUAUUGAUCCACUAUUCCCAACGGUGCAUGAGAGGCUACGGGACUCUAGAUUCACACCUCAUUUCGAUGGUGCUAUUGGUGCCAUCGAUGGGACGCACAUACCGGUUACUGUGCCAGCUGCUCAUAUGGUUAACCAUGUUGGUCGCUAUGGAUAUUCGACACAAAAUGUUAUGGCCGUGUGUGAUUUUGACUUGCGGUUCACCUCCAUAGUUGCAGGAUGGCCAGGUUCUGUGCAUGACACAAGGAUAUUCAAAGAUACAUUGUUUAAGUUUGAAGCAAAUUUUCCGCAUCCUCCUCCAGGAAGGUACUAUCUAGUUGAUUCGGGUUAUCCCAAUCAGGAUGGCUAUCUUUCACCAUAUACAGGCACCAAGUAUCAUCUACCUGAGUUCAGACUUGCUGGACCACCUACUGGGAAGAAAGAAAUAUUCAACCAUGCCCAUUCAUCUCUGCGGAAUGCUAUUGAGAGAACAUUUGGUGUAUUGAAGCAAAAAUGGCGCAUCUUGCGUGGUGUGCCAAGUUAUCCAUUAGAGAAGCAGACAGAGAUUAUCAUUGCGUGUAUGGGUCUCCAUAACUUCAUUAGGGAUAGUCAGUUGUUUGAUCUCCACUUCUAUCGAUGUGACAAUGAUGAGAACUAUAUGCCUCCAGGCCAUGUUGUUUCCACAUCAGGAGGUAAUGUAGGCAAUGAUUUGGGAGACGACCAUGUUAGCAUGAACAACAUGCGUGAUAACAUAGCCGAUGAUUUGUUCAUUGCUAGAGGAGGUGUCUUGUAGGCAUGAAAAAAUUGUAUCUCGUUUGGAUACUUUGGGACAACUUUGUAAUAUAACUACCACAACGACAUCGUAUUUCUAAUAUAUGGUGUUUUAUGUUCAGAUGUAA